Messenger RNA from Plasmodium inui San Antonio 1, 291 nucleotides. RefSeq lists its product as hypothetical. The record is from RefSeq and is a predicted model, not a curated record. The transcript has a single exon. The coding region runs from base 1 to 291 and encodes 96 amino acids. NCBI's taxonomy places the organism in Eukaryota, Apicomplexa, Aconoidasida, Haemosporida, Plasmodiidae.
AUGCACAGAUUAUUUAGGAACUUCCUGCGCGUUUUGAACGCCCGGGAGAAACACAAAUUGGACGAGAGUGCCCUGCAGGAACUGAAAAAAUGGGGAAGGGAAAAGCUCCUUCGGAAUGAUCCACUGCUUAAGGAAUACCUAAACUAUCGGCAGGUGUUGCACGACUACAGCAAGCUUCUCAGCGAAAGGGAAGAGAAGAGUGAGGAAGACAAAAUUGAGAAAGUGGCAAACUAUGUGGGCCUCACAACGGAGGCAGCGAAAAGGGGCAGAAGUACACACGUGGAGGCUUAA